AUGGCCACACACUACAUUGAAAAUGGAAGUAGUGGCGACAAUCAAUAUUAUUUUGAUGCUGCUAGCAAUAAUCCAUCUCAAGUGCCAAGACCAAUACCACAAGAUCGAACUUAUGUUUCGCCUGUAGCAUCUACAACAAUAGUAGGUCCAUCUGAAUUUUCAUCUCAUCCUGUUGGCGUUUCAGGUGUACGUACACAACACCAACAAAUUCGAUCAGAUCGAAAUACAUAUAAUGAAAAUGAUUUACAUCAACUACCACAACAACAUCAAUCAGUAGCAGGAUUUAACAAGGGUAUAUCUCAACAGCAAUAUCAAUCAUCUCCAUCACCGGUGCCUCAAGUUAGAGCUACUGUACGAUCCGUCAACAGUCAAGAACAACAAUAUGCAUCAUCUGCUCAAUAUCAACAACAACAACAACAAUCACAACAGUCACCACAACGACCACCGCAGCCAGCAUAUGCAAACUAUGAACAACCGAGUUCACCUCAUUCACCACAAAUUUCACCACAACAUCAUCAUCAAUAUCCACAAGAUACUCGUCAACAAUUAGGGCAAUCAACAAAUGCUCCAGGCUAUUAUCAAGCACCGGGUCCUACUCAAUAUACACAUAAAGAACUAGAUCAACGAACAGACAGCCCAUCUCGAGGUCAUGAUCCACAUGUACAGCAAGUACAACAAGUAUCAGUUCGAUCUAUGUCAAGUAGCUCACAUCCGCAACAUGAGAGUAGUACUGGUUAUCAUCAACAGCAACAACAUCAACAACAACAGCAGUAUUCAACUUCUCAAUCUUCUCCCCCACAAACACAACCACAAGCACAACAAGAUCCACUUCAACAAUACUAUAGUCAAUUAACACCUGAACAAUAUCAACAGUUAUUACGUCAACAACAAAUUCAACGACAACAAGAAGAUGAACGAAGACGACAACAAAUUGCUCAACAACAAUAUUAUUUGCAACAACAACAAGAACGUCAACGUAUUGACGAACAACCAGACAAACAAGAACAACAACAGUCAUAUUCUCCAAGUCGUCAGAAUCAAGAAGCUCAACGUUAUGAUGAAUAUCAACAACAACAACGACGAGUUCAUCAAGUUUCAUCAAAUCAAGAACAACAAUAUCGUCAACAAGGUCAAGAUCCAUAUAAUGCAUAUCAUCAACGAUCACAACCAGUUCAAAGCACUGUUUCACCUAAUAAUAAUCAAGAUCCUUAUCGACAAUCACAUGGUCAACAAGGUCAAUUAGAUGCUUAUUAUGAACAACAACGUCGAGUUUCUCCUCAACAAACAACAGCAUCAGCAACUUAUCAACAAGAACAAUAUCGUUCGACCGCUACCGAAGGACAACAAUAUCAACAAAUAUCUCCCAAUCAACAACCACAACCACAACAACGUCAAGACGACCAAGAUUAUUAUACAGCACAGUUGGCUCGUCAACAACAAGAGCUUGCUGCUCAACUUGAAGCAGCUCAGCGUCAACAGGCUGCUCAGCGAGUUCAACAACAACAACAACAACAGCUACAACAAGGUCAGGAACCACAACAACAACAAUCAGCACAACCAGUCGGAAUUCGAGGUCUUAUGAAUAAAUUCAAUAGUCCAUCAAAAGCUCCAACUCUUGAACCAAAAGCUAAAAGUACAACUACACAACAUUUUUCAACUUCAAGUUAUUCAUCGUCAGCUGGAACAGGUCAAACAACAACGACUAAAACUGCAUCAAGUUAUUCAAUGACUUAUUCGGCAUUACCAAAACCUAAAGAACCGCCAGUAAAUAGUGCUGAAUAUUUUCAAAUGAUGCAACAAGGAAGUAAUAAUAAUACAUCGUCAAAUAUUCAACAAAUAGCUGCUCCACCACAUAUUCAAGGUCCUGCACCUGGCUUUGGUGCAUUACGUGAUCGUUUUAAGACAGGAUCAUUCUCUGAAGGUACACCCAAUCCAAUAAAUGAUAUACGUCGACAACAACAAUCGAAUACAACAAACAGUGGACUAUCAUCAUUACGUGAUCAAUUUAUAAAUCGAGGAAAUCAAUCAAUUCAAUCUCAAGAACAAUCAUUUUCACAUCGAGUUCAAACUGUUUCACGAUCAAUUGUUGGUGAAGAUCAACCACGAGAACAACAACAACAACUUCAAACACCUCCAGCACCACCAUCAACACCACAAAUUCCUCAACAAGAAGAACCACAAAUACAAAGUCAAAGUACUACUGAUGAACAAGCAAUGUCAUCUGAAGCUGCUGUUGCCGAUGGUGGUUCAUCAUCGGGUGCAUCACCUUUUGAAAAUGAUGCUAAUUCAAAUAAAGCAACUGUUACACCAACAGCAUAA
This is a messenger RNA of Adineta steineri, 2319 nucleotides long. The record is from the annotation of a GenBank genome assembly. Lineage: Eukaryota; Metazoa; Rotifera; Eurotatoria; Adinetida; Adinetidae.